Coregonus sp. 'balchen' is the source of this 27916-nucleotide messenger RNA. NCBI's taxonomy places the organism in Eukaryota, Metazoa, Chordata, Actinopteri, Salmoniformes, Salmonidae. The record is from the annotation of a GenBank genome assembly.
CGCAGUCUCCAGACAGGCAAGGGAAGUCUCACUCACAGCUAGCUAGCUAGCAAGCUAACAUUGGUAUCUGUAGUUUUCUGAGUGAACGGUAUGGAUUCAUAUAAAUAAUCGUUUGAUUGAGGUAAGAAGGGAUUUGAUGAAUAAUUUAUGACAACAUAUACAUCUUACUAGCUGUUCUCAAACGAUGUUAAGUUGUACAUCGACAAGGAAGCACACAUUGGAAGAAAAGAGCUAGCUAGCUAGAUAGCCACAAUUUCGCUAUGCAUUACGAGUAGGUAGCAGCUUGCUGUUGUCAACAACGCUAACAUUUGCCAGCACUAGAGCGGCCGAUGUUUGAGUUGCACUUUAGGAACUGAGUUGCCUAGUACUAAAUAAAGAGUUGUUUAACCUUUGAAUAUGAACUUUUCUGUGACUGACAACAACGUAGGUUGGCUACCUAGUUAGCUAAAGACAGGUAGCUAGUUAGCAUCAGCUGUAGCUAGCUACCAACUCGGCUAACCACUAUUAGUCAUGUGUAAACAAUUACCUAUGGAUUGACUAUUACAUGCAGUGAACUGUUCUUACCCAUCAUAUGCUUUAUGGGGAUAUAUUGCAUGAAACUGACAGAUAUCAUGCUAAACUAGCUAGCUAUGUAUUCCUUUGGAAAUGUAGACAGCUAGCUAACAUUCCACACUACAGUACAGCAGUAGUCCAAUCAAUGCAUAUACAGUCAGGGCAGGCCCAAGUUGUAGUAUCCUGUUGCGCAUAGAGAACAAUCAGGUUACAGUCAGAGAAGGACAUGAAUCACGAUUAACUAGUUAGCUUGUGUUACAUUCAUUGUUUCUAUUAUAGUAGCCUAUUAUAGUAGCUAGCGUUAUAAAAUCACUUCAUGUGAAUGACUGAGUGAACACAUGUAGCUAAGAAUGCUUUGUUGACAGUUUAGGUUACUUGUUUUAGGCCUAGUUAACUUUUGUUGAUUGCUAUUGCAAUAGCUGGGAAUAAUUAUUUAUUUUGCAACCAUACAUUGAUGACUAAUCAUAUACUGUAUAUAAAUGGGUAAUAAGUGACAGUUAUCUAACCCUGUUUUAAAAGUCGACCAGAAGUGAGGGUUCUAAAUGCCAUACAUUCUUGACAACAGAAGCACCUUCUACACACUAACACUGUUGAAUGCGGGUCCAAGCCAGUGUCGAAUGCCUAAAACUGGUGUGUAUGUAUUGACUGUCCUUUUUGUUUUAUUCUGUGUGAAGACUAGCUACAUGCCUAUUUGGAUCUACUGUGCUUAUAUUUCUAUGCUUACUUAUUUGUGUGUGUGUCCGGACCCAGCCAUGUCUCAGGUGGAGAAGAAGGCGGGGCUUCUGAGAAGGACGUCCUCCUCUAAGAAACCCCUGAAGGAGAAAGUGGUGCUGAUGUAUGAUGAGAUCUUUGCGGUAAGAUGGAGGGAUGGAUAGAGAGGAAGAGGGAAUGAUGGAUAAAGAUAAGAAGAGAGGGAGGGUGGGAGGGAGGGAGGGAGAGAGAAGAGGGAAUGAUGGAUGAAGAUAAGAAGAGAGGAGAGAAGAAGAGAGAAAUUAAGCUAAUUAAUUGCACCCAAAUUGGCCAUUUUGAUUGAUAGGAUUCAGAUAAUAUUCAAUAAAUAUAGGACCCAACAUCCGAUUUGGACCAAACUUCUUCCUACCAAUGAGUAAGACAUAAUGAAUCCCCCCUCCCCAAAUGGUCAAAUGCCACCCACGGACCCUCCAUGCCAAUCUCACCCCAACAACCAGUAUACAGUAUCAGUUCUCUAUGUUUGACAAAUAGUAUGAAGCUGUGGCUUCUCCAUACUAUGUAUUCCCUGUGAAUCUGGUGAUGUUUUUUUCCCCUGUUCAGAGAAAUUAGUAAUUGAAGUCGCUUGCAUUAUUUACCAUAAAGUAGUGUGAAAGUACCAGGUUUUGACCACUAGAUGCCGCUGUUCCUGCUAUACCGCAACACUCUAUUAUCCAAUUUGCUGGUCUCUUGUGUUUUUUUUUGCAACUUUGUGUAGAAAACCAAUAGAUUUGGCUCAUUAUGGCAAUAGAUUUGUGGUCACGCUCACAAUUCAAGCCAGUCCUCCAUGAAAGCAAUUCAGUUUGUCCUAAUAACAACCUAUUGCUUCAACCCAACUCUCCUUGAAUAGUCCAACAAGUGGCCGCUCUCUGAGAUUCUCAUAUGAAGACUUUUCCUACAAGCCCAAAACUUUGAUGGAGAAAUGGGCUAGGGACUGAAAUGUUGUGACAACCCAAAUAAAAUAAUUAAUUGCAUGUUUUUUCUAUAAAAUGAUCUGGAAACAUCUCUAUAUGUAUCAAUAGGCAGCUGCUGCCUAUUGAAAUCACUGGCCACUUUAAGAAAUGGAACACUAGUCACUUGAAUAAUGUUUACAUAUCUUGCACUACUCAUCUCAUGUAUCGUAUAUGUAGCUGCUGCCUAUUGAAAUCACUGGCCACUUUAAGAAAUGGAACACUAGUCACUUUAAUAAUGUUUACAUAUCUUGCACUACUCAUCUCAUUAGUUCAUUCCGCUCUGUCAUUGCUUGUCCAUAUAUGUAUAUAUUCUUAAAUUCCAUUCCUUACUUAGAUUUGUGUGUAUUGGGUAUAUGUUGUGAAAUUGUUAGAUAUUACUUGUUAGAUAUUACUUCACUGUCGGAGCUAGAAGCACAAGCAUUUCGCUACACCCGCUAUAACAUCUGCUAAACACGUGUAUGUGACAAAUAUGAUUGGAUUUGAUUUGAUUUGUAUGGUGAUCAGUGACAUUUACCAUUAAACCCAACCCAAUAUCAUUACAAUUGCACAACAUUAUACAGUGUGUGCUUGGGACUUUUACCAUUGAAGACCAUUAGAGAACAUAACAUUGAAACCAUUAUAACUACUGUAGCCUAAUGGUUUGCUUGUUGACCAGGGAAUGGUCUAACAAUAAUUAAUCCAGACCUUUUUUGAAGGGAAUAAACCAAACACAAAGGGGCUGUUUCCUGGACAAAGAUUAAGCGUAAAAGAAGGAGAAAUUGAUUUGCUUUCAUGGAGGACUGGCUUGAAACCAUUUCGGAACAGUCUGAGAUGGUGGGUGUCAUGGCUUGCUGAAAUGACAUGGAACGACUCUCAUGUCUCCUCUCCUCCCUCUUCAGAAAGACGAUCCAGCCAAGAACAACUCUCGCUUCUGGGAUGAACUCUUCCUCAUGAAGGUAAGAAAGAGACAGUUGUUUACAUUUGUUUAUAAAAUGAAGUGUUUACAUUUGUUUACAAAGCUUUUGGCUGUCAUUUGCCUUCCAAAAAGGGAAAUGCUCUCUAACCAUAACCUCAACGCACCCCGCUCCUCUUUCACUCCUCUCUCCCAUUCCCCACCCUCCCUCUCUCUGGACACUCCCCCCUCUCUCCAUACGCCUACCGCUUCCUCCCUCUCGUCUCAACCGUCCCGUCCUACCCCUCUCUCUUCUCUCUCUCCCAACCCUCCCUCUUCUCCCCCAACGCUCUCCAAACCCUCCCUUUGCCAUCCACCCUAAGAGAGACCAACCAACCCCUUCCCUCUUCAUCCCACCGUCUUUCCAACCCUGCCCUCUUCCUACCUCCCUCGCUCUCUCCAAAUCCUCCGUCUUCCACCCACCCUUCCUCUACCCCCCCCCCCAGGUGAAUCUGGAGUACCUGGAGGCCAAGCUAGAGUCUCUGGAUGGAGAUGAGGUGAUGAAGAUUAAAGACAACAUCAACAGUCUGUUCCACCACUGUGUUCAGGCCCUGGCAGAGGAGCACCAGAUCAAAGUGGUCAACGCCCUACAGGUGUGUGUGUGUUUGUGUGUUCAGACCCUGGCAGAGGAGCACCAGAUCAAAGGUGUCAGGGCAUGGACUCUACAAGGUGUCAGGGCAUGGACUCUACAAGGUGUCAGGGCAUGGACUCUACAAGGUGUCAGGGCAUGGACUCUACAAGGUGUCAGGGCAUGGACUCUACAAGGUGUCAGGGCAUGGACUCUACAAGGUGUCAGGGCAUGGACUCUACAAGGUGUCAGGGCAUGGACUCUACAAGGUGUCAGGGCAUGGACUCUACAAGGUGUCAGGGCAUGGACUCUACAAGGUGUCAGGGCAUGGACUCUACAAGGUGUCAGGGCAUGGACUCUACAAGGUGUCAGGGCAUGGACUCUACAAGGUGUCAGGGAAUGGACUCUACAAGGUGUCAGGGAAUGGACUCUACAAGGUGUCGAAAGCAUUCCACAGGGAUGCUGGCCCAUGUUGACUCCAAUACUUCCCACAGUUGUGUCAAGUUGGCUGGAUGUCCUUUGGGUGGUGGACCAUUCUUGAUACACACGGGAAACUGUUGAGCGUGGAAAAAUCCAGCAGCGUUGCAGUUCUUGAGACAAACCGCUGCGCUUGGCACCUACUACUAUUAUACCCCGUUCGAAGGCACUUCAAUCUUUUGUCUUGUCCAUUCACCCUCUGAAUGGCACACAUACACAAUCCAUGUCUCAAUUGUCCCAAGGCUUAAACAUCCUUCUUUGACCUGUCUCCUCCCCUUCAUCUACACUGAUUGAAGUGGAUUUAACAAGUGACAUCAACAAGGGAUCACAGCUUUCACCUGGAUUCACCUGGUCAGUCUAUGCAGGUGUUCCUCAUGUUUUGUACACUCAGUGUAAAUCGCAUCAGGUGUGUGGAUUAAGAUGGAACAAAACCUUGCACAUCCUGUGGUUCCUCCAUGACCAGGGUUGAAGAACACAGCUCUAGAGACAUAGAACUGCUAUGGUACUGACGUGGCUAUAGACAGGAUGUAUGGGUCCGGACAUGGAACGGCUAUGGUACUGACGUGGCUAUAGACAGGAUGUAUGGGUCCGGACAUGGAACGGCUAUGGUACUGACGUGGCUAUAGACAGGAUGUAUGGGUCCGGACAUGGAACGGCUAUGGUACUGACGUGGCUAUAGACAGGAUGUAUGGGUGUGGACCAUAGAGAUAGAUAGAGGUUUCAUCUUUGGAUCUGUGUGACUAUAGCGUCUGUGACAGUUACUUUAAAAUGGUGGAAGCCCUCAAUGGCGUUGCCCAUGCUGAAACGGCCUUUUGGCCACUAGAGGCCUCCUAUUAUAAUCUAUGGUCUGGACGUAGAACUUGAAACCUGUAGUGUUUGACCUUUAACCCACAUUGUCAUAAAGGUGUAUCUGUCCUCCUCCAGACUCUGUGUGCCUUGUUCCGUGGGGUUCACCAGAAGAACAAGUCAGCCUCGGGCUUCGACAUCAUCAACAUGCUCAUGGGCUUCGACAAGGCUGAGCUCCGCAUGAAGGUGUGUGUCCUAUAGGAUUUCAUGAAGAGUUUGGAAAGCUUGCUGUGUGUGUGUGUCCUAAGAGAGAAGAUUGGAGAGCUUUGUGUUCAUGUAGCAACACUUCCUCCGUUUUGAAAGCUUAUUUUCCCUGUCUGACCCUACUGAACAUGACCUGUGUGUCUCCCACAGGACCUGAUGGAGAGUUUAGACAGCCUGCUGUGUGGGGAGGGUUCAGAAAGUCUCAAGGCCCUGUGUCUCAAACUACUGCUGUGUUUAGUGACGGUAGGAUAUACACACCCACACAUACUCACUCACACCACACACACACACUCAUUCACUCACUCACACGCUCUCUCUCACUAAAUCGUUUUUUUGUGUUGCAGGUAACAGACAACAUCAGUCAGAACACCAUCCUAGAGUAUGUCAUGAUCAACAGCAUCUUUGAGGCCAUUCUUCAGGUAAGAGUGUUAGUGAAGACUAGUGAUGUAAGUAAUGUUAGGUUAUUUAGCUGUUAAUAUGUGAUCCUAGUAGAUUGAUGACCGUGCCAAUCUCUCUCUCUCUCUCUCUCUCUCUCUCUCCUCUCUCUUCUCUCUCGCCAUCCUCCGUCCUCUCCCUCUCUCCCUCUCUCCUCCUCUCUCUCUGUCUCUCUCUCUCUUCUCUCCUCUCUCUCUCUUCUCUCUCUCUUCUCUUCUCCUCUCUCCUCUGCCUAGUCCUUCCUCCUUCCCUCCUUCUGCUGUUGUCUCCUAUCGACUGUGCCACUACAGGCAAUAUCGGUUUGAUGCUGUUUCUCUCUCUCUGCUGUCACUAGGAUCAGUGAGCACUGUUUUCUCUGUGAGAUACUCUCUAACUCCUUCUUUGUUGUUAGUCUGUGAAUCCCUACAUUGUGAAGCUCUCCAUAGUGGACGAUGAACCAACCCUAGAUGUGAGUAUUCAUUUACAUGCUUUAUUAUUUACAGUGCCUUGCAAAAGUAUUCGUCCCCCCCUCAAAAAAAACAUCCAUUUUAAUUCCAGGUUGUAAGGCAACAAAAUAGGAAUAAAUGCCAAGGGGGGUGAAUACUUUCACAAAGCCACUGUAUUCCUAUCAAUUACAAUAGCCUUUCUUAAAGUAUGGGUCAUGUUAAUGGUGGUCGCGACAUGUCAGAGGAAAAAAAACAACCUUUUGACAAAAUAGGUAGAAUUGCAGGAAGUUAGCUAUAAAACUGUGAUUUUAGUUUUUUACUCUGCUGCAUGGCAAAAUGAGCAGGAUUGUAUGAAAUGUGUAUAUAAUGUAUGAAAAAUGUAUGCACUCACUAACUGUAAGUCGCUCUGGAUAAGAGCGUCUGCUAAAUGACUAAAAUGUGAUAAUAUUAUAAUAGAUUUUACUCUACACCCCCAUGGCAUGAUGUGUAGAAUUGCAGAAUACUUGCUUUAAAACAGCAACAUUUUCUCAACAUCCCAUGGCAAAAUCUUUAGAAUUGCAGGAAAUGAAAUACAAUUUCUCUCCACCGUCAAGAGGGGGGCCACUAAAAUGUUUUGCCCGCAAGGUGGGGGGGGACUCCUAACCAAAUUUUACUGGAUGUUUUCAAGAGCUUGGUUCCCAGGAAAACACUGAAUUUGUAAUUUGGGUCCCAGGCUGAAAAGUUUAAGAAACCCUAAUUUAGACUUUAGAGAGUGUUUAUCAUUAACAUUAAAAUAACUAGUACUAGUAUACCCAUUCUGUUAUCAUGUUUUCAUCAAAAGUCUCAUACAAAAGGAUUCUUGUCUUUUUCAUAGGGAAUGGGUCUGGUGGUUGGCCAAGCCCUGACAGAAUAUAACAGGUAAGAUCUGGAAACAAACAUUACAAUCUUUUAACUGUCAACUAAAAAAAAGAAAAGUGAAAUGAUCUACUUUAGAAUUCACAUUUUCAUAUUUUUUUCUAUUUUUAUUCUACAAAUGCUACCUUCUUUUUACUGUAGUUGUAUGUCUCAGCUUGACAGCUUGCAUUCUAGUACUGUGUGUGUGAGCGUACGUGCAUGUGUGGCUUUGAUGUUAAUAUUCAGGGUGACAACACCAGGAAGACCUGUCUGUCUGCUUAGAAACAGGUUGACCUGUCUGUCUGCUUAGAAACAGGAAGACCUGUCUGUCUGUGUCUGUCUGUCUGCUUAGAAACAGGAAGACCUGUCUGUCGGCUUAGAAACAGGAAGACCUGUCUGUCUGUGUCUGUCUGUCUGCUUAGAAACAGGAAGACCUGUCUGUCUGUCCGUCUGCUUAGAAACAGGAAGACCUGUCUGUCUGCUUAGAAACAGAACACAUUAAAGUGACAGAUGAUAGCCUGCCAGUGUUGCGAUAUUUAAUGUUCAUACUUUCAUAUUCAUAUGCUGAUGUCCCCAGGGGGGAAGUUUUAUAUUCUGGUCUGGUUAUUGAAAGUGUUGAUGCUAAUUUUCUCUCUUUAUGUCUGUUUCUCCAGACAGUACAAAGACAAAGAGGAGGAGAACCAUGGAGGGUUCUUCUCUACUCUCACCAGUAUGGUAAGAACACAUCUGAUCCAACAUAUUGGGCCGCUUUCCCAGACACAGAUUAAGCUCAGUCUUGGACUAAAUAGCACGCUCAAUGGAAAUUCUCAAUUGAAAAAGGUUUUAGGCUUAAUCUGUGUCAGGGAAAGUGGCCCAAUAUGUUCUAUUUAAUUCUGUGUGACCCACCAACACACCUCAUCAACUAAUCUUUCUCGUCAUCGUUGUCAACUUCCUCUCAUUGUAAUUCCUGUCUUGUCCACAGGUGGGCAGUAUGUUCAUUGCAGAUGCGGAUGAGAAGCUCUCAGUACAGUAAGUACAUGCUUAGAGUAGAAAUUGCCCUUUGUCACAGAUCUAAUAGGUGAAAAACACAGACCUGACUGUAGUUCAGUGUCUAUGGGACAACUUCAUCCAAGCAGAGCCUCUUUGGCCCCUUAUUCAGUGUGAUGUCACAAAUACAAUCUGGAACCAUCGUUCUAAUUGGCUGAUAUUGACCUUUGACCCCUCUCUGACCUCCCCCAGGACCAAUGAGGCGAUUCUGCUGGCGCUGUACGAGGCCGUGCACCUCAACCGCAACUUCAUCACUGUUCUCGCUCAGGUGACUUCGACUAAUGUUGCUAGAAACAAAACCUCUUCUUCUUCUUUUUCUUUAUUUUCCUCUUCUGUUCUCGCUCAGGUGAAGUUAAACUACUAUUUAUAGAAACAAAAUUAUUCUAUUAUGUUAUUUUUGUGGCUUUGAGGGAAAGAAGUUGAUUUCCUCCGUCCUCAACUUGUCCUCCUUUUCUCGGAGAGAGAAGGUGAGGGAGGGAGGUGGUGAGGGAGGGAGGGGCGGAGGGAGGACUCAGUUGUGAGAGGUAGGGACUCAAGUGUCACGGAGAGAGAGGAGGGAGGGAGGGAGGGGGUGAGGGAGGGGGGCGGAGAGAGGGGGAGGGAGGGAGGCGAAGAGAGAGGGUGAGGUAGGGAGGCGGUGAGUGGGAGGAGAGAGGAGCUCAGUAGUAGUAGCUAGAGGAGCCUGGAGACAAGAGAGAACCAGACUGUGAGUCGUAGGCAUUAUCGAAGAGAGCUUGAGAUAUGAGGUGUAAGUGCGAUGGUAGGAGAGAUGAGGGUUGGGAGCGGGAGGCGAUGUAGGGGGGAGAGUGGAGAUGGGGAGUUGUAGGAGGAACUCUGUUCUGCGGAGUCGCUGAUAGAGGGAGAUUUUCUGAGUGUGGGGGGAGGGGAGGCGGCAGCAAGAGAGGCGGGACGUGAGGUGAGGUACUAGGGGGCGGUGAGGCGGGAGGUAGGAGAGAGUGGUGGGUAGGGCUUGCAAGAGUGAAAUUGAGGGGUGGAGGUGAGUGAGAGGGGAUGGAGAGGAGAAGGGGAUGCGUGGAGGGGGAGGGAGAGAGGGUGAGGUAGGCGUGGAGGGAGUAGGUAGAGGGCUUGAGGGUAGGGAGGGUUGAUGGAGGAGGGAGGGGGAUGAGGAGGGAAGAGAGUGGUGAGGGAGGGAGGUGGAGAGAGAGAGGGGGUGAGGGAGGGAUAUAAAGGAGGAGGGCAUUCAUUCUUUUUCUAAAUUCAGUGUUUUUGUUCAAUCUGGCGCUGGCAUCUCUGAUGUCUGAUAGUGUUGUAUAGAAUGAGCUGACGCUGAUUGAAAGAGGAGGAGAGGAGAAGAAAUAGGGGGACUUUUCUUUGUUCUGGUUUCAUCUGCUCAGCUCUCCUUGAAAGUCAUGUUCUCUCUCCCUCUAAUCCCUCUAUCUCUCCGUCUGCCUCCUCUACCUCUCUCUCCCCUCCUCACUCAUUUGCUCUGUCACCUGUCAAUCAACAGAGUCACCCAGAGAUUGACAUCCCGACCACACCCAUCACCCCUGUUCUGACCACUCCCACGACGCCGCUCGGCACAACCCCGCCCUCUAUGGACAGUGAGUAACCUGAUUGGUCCAAUCUCUGGGGCCACCUUGCCCCUUGAAUGAAUGGAAUUUACAAAUGAAUUAUUGACUGAAUGAAUGAAUGACCAACUGAAUUAGUGAAUUAGUGAAUGAAUGAGUGAAUGAAAUGAAACCUUUAUUGAAUUAAAUGAAACCUUUAUUGAAUGAAAUGAAACCUUUAUUGAAUGAAAUGAAACCUUUAUUGAAUGAAACGAAAUCUUUAUUGAAUGAAAUGAAAUCUGUAUUGUCCUAGUAGUAGUAUUCACUAGUGUUUUAAUUUGACUUAGUUCAACAAAAUAGAGUUGUAUAUUUUUUCUCUUUUCUGUUACUGGGGUAAUUCUGGAAUAUGGAACGCUUGGUCAGUCAGCCAAGCCUCAAUCUCCCUUCACCCUUUAUCUCCCUUCCCCCUUAAAACCAGUGGAAAUAGGAGGAAACGUUUUAAGAAGCGGCUAAAACAUUCUGUGUAAAAAAAAAUACAAAAAUGUUUAUCGUCGGUGUUUUUGGCCAUCCAUUUUUGAUGACCCCUCCAUACACGUGCGCCACACACACACACACACACACACACACACACACACACACACACACACACACACAAUCUGAACCUGUUCAGUUCACAUGCAAUGUAACUGUUAAAACAUGCAUGGUGUGUGUGUGUGUUUUUCUUGCUAAAAGCCAUUUGCUGUAUGAAAUAUUAACGUAACUGGCUUCAAAUACAGAUUAAUCUUUCAGGUAGAGAAACCUGUCACGACACAUAUACACACACACACACACACACACACACACACACACACACACACACACACCCUGUUCCCCCUGUGGACCAUGUGCUUGGCUGGCUCAGGUUUAUGAUGUCAUAACCAGUCCUCUUGGAGCUGAUCCAGUCAGCCAGGAUUGGAGAGAGAGGGGGAUGAGGACAAAUAGAAAGGGAGGGAUCACUGUAUAACUUCUCUUCUUCUUGUCUCUGCCUACAGUAACAUUCAUAAUUAGGUCGAACUUUCAACAUUCCAGUAACGUUACUAUGAAGUUAAAUGAACGUUGUUGAACUUAAAUGUCCGUGUCUCUCUCCCUACCAGUGAUGGAUGUUGCAGUGGAGUUGUUGUGAGGUUGAGGUGUCUCUCCCUGUUUAAAGGACCAGUGCAGUAAAAAAAAAGUACUUUUCCUGUGUUUUAUAUUUCCAAACUAUGAGGUUGGAAUAAAACUGUGAAAUUGUGAAAAUAAAAGAUAAUGCCUGUUUAGUGUAAGAACUGUUUGAAAAGACUGGCUGAAAUGUCAGCCUAUUUUGGUGGGGUGGAGUUUUGGCCUUUCUGGUGACAUCACCAGGCUGUAAAUUAGUUAAUAGACCAAUACAAGAAUUCCAAACUUUUCUGCCAACAACAGCACAUUUUCAGUUUUCCCCUCUCAACUCAGACCACUUCCAGAGAAGUCCUAGCUAAAUUCUUGCUUGAUGCCAAGAAGCUAUUUUUGUUUCUUUUUGACCGUUUUAUUUGAAAACAGUCACAGUAAGGUACUUAACUGUUACCCAAAAAUGGCUGCGUUGGACCUUUUAAAUUGAUCUUUCAACAUUUCAACAUAACAUUAGUAUUAUGUUGAACUAACGUUGUGUGUCCUGUUUUCCAGUGAUGAACUCUUCAGAACUCCCCCUGGAUCCUAACCUCCAGAGCAGCAACCUGCUCAUCACCUUCCUCAAGUACUCCUCCAUCGUCAUGCAGGACACCAAAGGUUUAAAUACACGGCCAUCUCUUUUUAUAUCUCUCUUUCACACUACCUCUGUUUUUCUCUAUCACUUUGUAUCUCUCUGUCGUCAUGUAAGACGAUCUCUAUCUCUCUACCACUCUCUAUCUAUAUCAGGGGUGUCAAACUCAUUCCAUGGAGGGCCUAGUGUCUGCUGUUUUUUGGGUUUUUAGACCUAGACAACCAGGUGAGGGGAGUUCCUUACUAAUUACUGACCUUAAGUCAUCAAUCAGGUCCAAGGGAGGAGUGAAAACCCGCAGACACUCGGCCCUCCGUGGAAUGAGUUGGACACGUGAUCUAUAUCUAUCUAUACCCUCUAUCACUUCUUCAAAUACUCAUCCACAGUCAUGCAGGACCCUCUCUAUCUCUUUAUUCACUCUGUCUCUAUACUCUCUGUCAUGGCGUCUUCAUUCCUCUUUUGUUCUUGUUCACCACUUCCCCGUUUCUCUCUCUUCCCCAUUUCCAGUCCUCAUUCAGUCCUCAUUCAAAAUAAGCUGUCAAGUGUCACUCCUUCUCCCAUCUGCCUUCGCUACUUUUUCAUUGAGCUCUGUUCAAUAUAUCUCUCCCUACAAUGGUUAUCUCUAAGUCUCUCAUCAGAUCCUCAAUAAAGAAAGUUUUCUCUAGAGUCCUCUCGCUAUUUAGUCUAUCUCUCUCUAUCUCAGUCUCUCUCUACUCUAUUUCUCUAUCUUCAUCUGUCUCUCUGUCUCUCUCUCUGUAUGUCUGUCUCCUCUCCCGUCUGUCUAUCUUCUUUGUCUCUGUCGUCUCGCCGCUAUCUUCUGUCUCGCUAUCUCUAUUGUCUCUCUCUUCUAUGCUCUCUAUCUCUCUCAUCUACUAUCGUCUUAAUCUCUCUCCUAUCUCCUCUCUAUCUCUUAUCUCUCGCUCUCUCUCCUCUCGUAAUCGGUGUCUCUCUCUCUCUCUCUAUGUCUCUGUCUCUCUCUCCCUCUGUCUGUCUCUCUCUCUCUCUGUCUCUGUCGCUCUCGCUCUCUCGCUCACUCUGUCUCUGUCUCUCUCUCUCUCUCUCUCUCUGUCUUCUCCUUUCUCUCUCUCUCUCUCUCUCUCUCCUCUCUCUUCUCUCUCUCUCUCUCUCUCUCUCUCUCUCCAGAUGAACACAGACUCAACAGUGCCAGACUCUGUCUCAUCAUCUCACUGUAUAUACUAUAGUUUCUCACUCUGCGUGUCAUAUCUCUCUCUUUGAUUCUCUCUCUCUGUCACUUCUCUCUUAUCAUUCUCUCUCUCUCUCUUCUCUCUCUCUCUGUCUCAUUCGUAUAACCAUAUCUUCUGUUCUUUUCUCCAUCUGCUCUGCAACAUGAACUUCAGAGUCAAUCUACAUAGAAUGGUAAGAGGUGUUUUGGUGGUGGUGUAUUUCUGUGUUAGGUUUUUCUGUGUGGUGUGGUGUGUGUGUUUAGUGUGUGUUUCACCUCUGUUCUGUGUAUACAGCCCAUGAGACACAGGAAAAAGGCAGCAGAGAAGAACGUCCCGUCCAGACCUCUGGUGUGUGCUGUUCUAGGUACGUGGAACCAUUCAACAUGGUAUAUUCUAUAGUCAUUAAUGUAGCUGUAGAUCAAAACAUUCAUAUACAUUUUAAUGGACCGGUAAAAAAGAGUCUCUCUCUCUUCUUCUUCUCUCUCUCUCUCUAUCUCUCUCUAUCUCUCUCUCUAUCUCUGUAUCUCUUCUCUAUCUGCUUGUCUCUGUAUUCUCUAUCUAUUCUCUCUCUUGUCUCUCUCGUCUCCUCUUGUCUGUCUCUCUUAUCUCUGUUCUCUGUCAACUCUCUCUCUCGCUAUCCCCUGUAUCUGUUUCUCUCAUCUCUAUUAUCUGUAUCUCUCUAUCUUCUCUUCUCUCUCUUAUAUAUUUCUUCUUCUUUUUCUUCUGUCUUUCUUUCUCUUUAUCUUUUUUGUCUAUCUCUCUCUCCUAUCUCUCUCUGUCUUUUCUCUUCUCUCUAUCUCUUCUCUCUCUCUCUUGUGUCUCCUCUCUCUCUUCUCUCUCUGUCUCUCUCUCUUCUCUCUCUCUCUCUCUCUUUCUCUCGUCUCUCUCUCAUGCUCCCCUCUUCUCCUCUCUCUCUUCUCCUCUUAUCCCUCUCCUUCUCCGUCUCUGCUCUCGCUCUCUCGAUCUCUGGUCUUCUUCUUCCCUCCCCGACUGAUGUCUUUCUCGUAACUCAUAUGAUGAAGGACUUUCCUAUGGAUCUCUACAUGUAAGACGGCUAGCCUAUGUCUCCCAUGUUACAAUGACCCAAAUAUGUUACUGCUCUACCCAGAUGCAUACACUGAAGAUGUCUUUAAUGAUGAUACCUUUGUGUGUAUGUGUGGUGUUGUGUAUGUGUGGUGUGUAUGUGGUGUGUGUUUAUGUGUGUGUGGUGUGUGUUUAUGUGUGUGUGUGUGUGUGUGUGUCCACCAGGCGUUGCGUACAGGUGAUCCACAAGCUCAUCUGCUACCAGAAGAAAUGCAGAAUCAGGUUACAUUAUACCUGGAGAGAACUGUGGUCAGGUAGGAACAACACACACUUAAAACACACACUCAGAACACACACACUCACACACAGCUGUGGUCAGGUAGGAACACACACACCAGGGUUUCCUUCAGGAAAAUGUGGCGCCGGACAUUUGACCGGCAGCAUUUUAAUUUACAUUUACAUUUUAGUCAUUUAGCAGACGCUCUUAUCCAGAGCGGCUUACAGUUAGUGAGUGCAUACAUUUUUCAUACUGGCCCCCCGUGGGAAACGAACCCACAACCCUGGUGUUGCAAGCGCCAUGCUCUACCAACUGAGCUACAGGGGACCUGAAUUUACCGGAAUUUACCGGACAUUUGAGACAUUUAACUGGACCCAUAUGCAUUGGGUGUGUAACCUGAUUAGGGCAUCCAUCCACGGUGCUCAGAAUGACAGAAAUCAUAUUUAGAAUACGGUAAUUCAUAUCAACCCGAACAUGCAAGUCGAGGAUGCAAUGACGUGUCCUUCUUACCGAAUUCUGAUGUGCACUUUGAAGAUGUUAGAAUAACUGUCCACAUUUACUCAGCCAACAAGACAAGUAACAAACAGCAAAAUAACUAGCCUAUGUCAAUCUACUAUCCCCCAGAGUAGAAAAGUGAACUUAUUCCAUUGGCCAGCUUGUCGAGAAACAAAUAGCCUAUUCCAAACUGACUCUGGGACAGUUGUGGGAAGAUAGAUCCCAAAUUCACAACCAGUAGGACUAGGCUACAUAAUACAUGUUUUAAAAAGAAAUGAGUCUCAUGCAACAGAUCAGAACGUUUAGCUUAAAAUGUUGAUAAACUGUUAUUUCUUCACAUUUAUAAGUGGAGCACUGUGCACAAGGCAUUAGGCUGUGUGUGAAUGUUUGUUCCUUAAUACAAUUAGCGGGAAAACACUGUUGUCAAAGCGCACCGCACAUGAGAGCGGUUUCAUGUGACAGAGAUGAAAAUAUCCAUUUAGAAAGAGGGGAGAUCUAAUAUGCAGCAACUAGCAUGGGUUGCUAAUAUGACUGGGAUUGUGCCUUUGGCUACUGGACAAUGAAAGAAAGUUGAUAUAAAAUAAUUGCCUCCACGGAUAUGGCCUGAUUUCAGCUAGGCUACUUUGAAGCAAGGUAAGACACGCCUCAUAAUAUGUAGUGAAACGUUCCGGUUUCAAACAGUUAAGUAUAUGUUUUCAAAAGGCAUACUGCCUCCAGCUCAUUGCAUAGUGGUGUGUGACGCGCUGAUGAAGCCGGCCUUCCGUUGCCGAUGUUUUCUGUUUGAGAUGCUGUAGUAGCAGCUCUCACGCUGUCUGACAGGUUUUCAGCUCAAAGGAUCUGUGUCUGUAUGCUGUACUCUUGUGAUAAAUAAAAUGUAUUACGAAUAUACUGUACACACGUGCCAAUUUAAUUCCACUAAAUUAUGCAAAUUAAUCUUUAGACCAAUAAGAAUGACCGGUCAAAUGUAUUUCGAUCGACUGGUAUUUCCACCAAUCAAGAGGCUAAAAAACAUGAUUUCACAAUGGGAUUUUUUCUUCUUGUCCCGGACAAUUGGCCGGCGGCAAUUUUAUUUAUCGGUUGUUCUAUUUUUUUAUCGGCCAAAAGCCGGCUAUUACCGGCUAACGGAAACCCUGACACACACGCGUGCGCACUCACACACACACACUUAAAUCACACACACAUGAACACAUUCAGAACACACACACACUUAGAACACACACACUCACAUAGCAAUUGAUUGUCAGUGAUGAGCAGAGAACAAUACAUGAAUAAUGUAAAUCUUUGAUCUCACAUUGUCUCUGUUGCUGUGAUCAAAGCAGUGUAUGAAACAUGAAAAGAAACAGUUUGGGCCCUGCAGCUGUGUGUGUGUGUGUGUGUGUGGUGUGUGUGUGUGUGUGUGUGUGUGGGUGUGGGUGUGGGUGUGGGUGUGGGUGUGGGUGUGGUGUGUGUGUGUGUGUGUGUGUGUGUGUGUGUGUGUGUGUGUGUGUGUGUGUGUGUGUGUGUGUGUGUGUGUGUGUGUGUGUGUGUGUGUGUGUGUGUGUGUGUGUGUGUGUGUGUGUGUGUGUGUGUGUGUGGUGAGCAUGACCGUGUCGUUUCGUCUGAGUGUGUGUUUUGAGCAUGCACGUGUUUGUGUCCCCUAACACUGUCCGUCUCUAAUCUUCCUCUGUCUCUGUGUGAAUGUCUCUCCCGCGCCAUUAAUUAUGCCUGCAGCUGGCGUGUGUGUGAAUGUCUCCAUGAAAUAUGCCUUAAUAAUAGCACUGCUUUAUGAAUGUAUUCAUCCCCUCAGCUCUGCUCUGCAGCUUCCUGUACCAUCAGCAGCUGUUCUGCUUAGACACUCAGCACACUGACGUUGUUGAUGUUAUUCUGUCUUCAGUUCCACCCCCUCUGUCUUUCAAUUGUCUCACAUACUAAUGAGUUCAGCAGAGGGUCUGAACAGUUGCCAUGUACUCCUAUCUGUUUCAGUCCUUCCAUUCAGAGACAAGCUAUGUUUGUGUUGUAUUGAAGUGUAUUAGAAUAAUCAUGUGGGAUUUCUUUGCUCUCUCUUUUUCCACCAGCUCUGAUCAACCUGUUGAAAUUUCUGCUGUCCAAUGAGACCGUUCUGUUGGCCAAGCACAACAUCUUUCACCUGGCUCUGCUGGUGAGAACACACACACAUACAUUAAUAUCUAUCCCUAGCCCCUAACCCCUAGCCCCUAACCCCUAGCCCCUAACCCCUAGCCCCGAACCCCUAGCCCCUAACCCCUAGACCCUAACCCCUAGACCCUAACCCCUAGCCCCUAGCCCCUAACCCCUAGACCCUAACCCCUAGACCCUAACCCCUAGCCCCUAACCCCUAGCCCCUAACCCCUAGACCCUAACCCCUAGACCCUAGCCCCUAACCCCUAGACCCUAACCCCUAGCCCCUAACCCCUAACCCCUAGACCCUAACCCCUAGCCCCUAGCCCCUAACCCCUAACUCCUAGACCCUAACCCCUAGACCUUAACCCCUAGACCAGGCCCGUGGGUGGUUGGAGUAAUGUGUAUAUAAAAAGACUCCAGGCCACUCCAGGCCACUCUUGAACGUCUGAAACUAGGUAGAAAUGAUAGUGGACCUAAAUGUUUUAAAACAACUGCCCUUUUUCUGGCCUGCAAAUAGAUUUUGACGAACAAGUUGGUCACAAAAAAAAAUCUGUGCGGCCCUCUGUUGAAUUUCAAAAUGCCGUUGUGGCACUCAGGCUGAAAAGCUUUCCUCCCCUAGUCCCUCUAACACUAGACCGUUCUGUUGGCCCCUAGCCUCUAACACUAGACUGUUCUGUUGGCCCCUAGCCUCUAACACUAGACCGUUCUGUUGGCCCCUAGCCUCUAACACUAGACCGUUCUGUUGGCCCCUAGCCUCUAACACUAGACCGUUCUGUUGGCCCCUAGCCUCUAACACUAGACCGUUCUGUUGGCCCCUAGCCUCUAACACUAGACUGUUCUGUUGGCCCCUAGCCUCUACACUAGACCAGUUCUGUUGGCCCCUAGUCCCUCUAACACUAGACUGUUCUGUUGGCCCCUAGCCUCUAACACUAGACUGUUCUGUUGGCCCCUAGCCUCUAACACUCAGACUUUCUGUUGGCCCUCUAGCCCUAACAACCUAGCGUUCUUCCUGGCCCCUAGCCUCUAACACUAGACUGUUCUGUUGGCCCCUAGCCUCUAACACUAGACCGUUGUUGGCCUAGCCACACUGACCUUCUUUUUGGCCCCUAGCCUCAAACACUAGACCGUUCUGUUGGCCCCUAGCCUCAAACCCAACUGCUCUUGUCUGGGGGAACCCCCCCAAACACAAAUUUUAUCCUACCCUAUUCCAAACCCCCCCUAGCCUCAAACCCUAGCCUUCUGGGCCCCUAGCCUCUAACACUAGCCCGUUCUGUUGGCCCCACCUUCUCCUCCGUUCGGGUUGGCCCCUAGCCCCCUAAAAACCUAGCUACUCUGGCCCCUAGCCUCUAACACUAGACCUUUUGUUGGCCCCUAGCCUCUAACACUGGGACUUCUGUUGGCCCCUAGCCUCAACACUAGACCGUUCGGGUUGGCCCCUAGCCUCUACACUAGACCGUUCUGUUGGCCCCUAGCCUCUAACACUAGACGUUCUGUUGGCCCCUAGCCUCUAACACUAGACCGUUCUGUUGGCCCCUGGUCCCUAACACAACAUCUUUCACCUGGUCCUGCUGCUGAGAACACAUACACAGAUUUACACACACACCCUUCUGCUUGCUCAUCUUGUGUCCGUAUCUGUGUCCAUGUGUGUGUGCGUGUCUCUCUCUCUCUCUCUCUCUGUGUGUGUUUGUGUUUUAUACAGUAUUUGAAUGUGUUUAGAGAAAAUUAUAGAGAGAGUGGUGUCUCAAAGUUAGUGCUGAGCGAUGAGUGCUUUUUGAGGUCGGUUCGGUUUCGUUUAGAUUAUUACAAAAUAAUCACGGUUUACGAUUUUGAUGUCAUGAAAUAAUGACAUUAAAAUGAUUUUAGAACUUUUUAAUGGAAAUGCCAAAAAUAGUGAACAUUCAAUUGCCAAAACAUUCCAUUGUCUCUGUCAGGUCCACACUGGGUAGACAUCAAUAGAAAAAUAGGAAAUGGCUAUGAAAUAAUAACAUAUUUUUAGUUGUGUAUACUACCUAGUUUUUUAUUCGAUCGUCUCUGCUCAGGCAGUAGCAGUCAGCCAGCCAGCCAGUUAUCUCAGUGCUCACCGUACUUUAGUCUUCCUAAUUAGCUAGGUUAGCCUGCCUACUGUAAGGAUGCUGCAGAGCUGUCUGACUGAAUCAUUUUACUAAGGCAUGCUUCAAUGAACUGUCUCUAUACCUCUCUCUAGUCGUUGUGUACAUUCCUCUCUCAUGCGGUCUGGCGCAAUGGAUUAUGGUCAUUGUAGUUAAUUACCACGUUUUUGCUCUGAACUAGGUUGAAUAUUUGCUUACUGAAAACUACAACGCCCUUCAGCCCAGCAUCCCACAUAGUUCUUGAGAUGAUUUCUCUCAUGACUGAUUUGAUUUCUCUCUAGAGAAACGGCGUGUUUGGCUCUCCAAAAAAGCGAACUAAAUGGAAUUCAAGUAAUUGAACCGGCGUCAGUCAAUUAGUUGUAAAAAAAAAAAAAAAUGCUGGUUAAUCGCUCAGCACUACUCAAAGUGCUUAUGCAUUUCCUUUCUCUCUCUCUCUCUCACCCCCAGGUGGUGAAUCUGUUCAACAUGUUUAUAACAUAUGGAGAUACGUUCCUGCCCACCUCCAACAGUUAUGAUGAACUUUACUAUGAGAUCGUCAGGAUGCACCAGAUCUUUGACAACCUCUACUGCAUGGGUCAGUCUUUCUCUGUCUAUCUUCAACCUCUACUGCAUGGGUCAGUCUUUCUCUGUCUGUCUUCAACCUCUACUGCAUGGGUCAGUCUCUCUCUGUCUGUCUUCAACCUCUACUGCAUGGGUCAGUCCCCUCGUCAUCUUUACCUCUCUGGGUCAGCUCCCUUGUCUUCUUCAACCUUAAGCAUGGGUCGUCUCUCUUUUGUCUAUCUUCAACCUCUACUGCAUGGGUCAGUCUCUCUCUGUCUAUCUUCAACAUCUACUGCAUGGUCAGUCUCUCUCUGUCUUUCUUCAACCCCUACCCGCAUGGUCAUCUCUCUUCUGUUGUCUUCAACCUCUACUGCAUGGGUCAGUCUCUCUCUGUCUAUCUUCAACCUCUACUGCAUGGGUCAGUCUCUCUCUGUCUGUCUUCAACCUCUACUGCAUGGGUCAGUCUCUCUCUGUCUAUCUUCAACCUCUACUGCAUGGGUCAGUCUCUCUCUGUCUAUCUUCAACCUCUACUGCAUGGGUCAGUCUCUCUGUUUCUCCUCUGCAUGGUCAUCUCCUCGUCUAUCUUCAACUCUACUGCAUGGGUCAGUCUCUUUCUGUCUGUCUUCAACCUUUUACUGCCUGGGUCAGUUCUCUCUGGGCUUUCUCAACCCCCUACUGCAUGGGUCAGGGCUCUCUCUUUCUGUCUUCAACCUCUACUGCAUGGGUCAGUCUCUCUCUGUAUGCUUCAACCUCUACUGCAUGGGUCAGUCUCUCUCUGUCUGUCUUCAACCUCUACUGCAUGGGUAAGUCUCUGUCUGUCUGUCUUCAACCUCUACUGCAUGGGUCAGUCUCUCUCUGUCUAUCUUCAACCUCUACUGCAUUGGUCAGUCUCUCUCUCUCUGUUGCUUCAACCCUCUACGGGCAGGGGCUCUCUCUCUCUGUAUGUUUUCAACCUCUACUGCAUGGGUCAGUCUCUCUCUCUCUCUGUAUGUCUUCAACCUCUACUGCAUGGGUCAGUCUCUCUCUCUCUCACUGUGUCUAUGAAAAUGUAUGUACUCACUAACUGUAAGUGGCUCUGGAUAAGAGCGUCUGCUAAAUGACUAAAAUGUAAAACAUGUAAAAUGUCUUAAUGACUGUGUGUGUGUUUAUAAAUGUAUCCAGAUUACUGAAUGUGUGUUUCUUUAUAAGCGUAUCCAGAUUACUGAAUGUGUGUGUGUUUAUAAUCAUAUCCAGAUUACUGAAUGUGUGUGUGUGUACUUCUCUUCCUCACAGUUCUGAGAGUGUCCACCAACACUGGCCAGUGGAAGGAGCCUGCCAGUAAAGUCACACACUCACUGGUCAAUGUCAGGUAAGGACACACACACACACACACACACACACACACACACACACACACACUAGUUGUAGAGAGCACUUGCACACGGAGAGAGAGAAAGGGGUGAAGAUUGGGUAAUGAGAGGGAGGGAUGGAGAUGAAAGUCAGAUGGACAGAGCUUGUUAAAAGAGUAAGAGAGAGAUUCAGAGAGAGUUGAGAUGGAUCAGAGUCCUCUCAAUAGUAACAUUAUUGAUCCAGUGAAGGACGAGAAGAAGGCAAAGAAGAGAGGGAAUAAUGGUUGCCACUUGGGAUCUCUCUACUCUCUCUAAUCUCUACUCUCUCUACUUUUUCCCACCUCUCUAUUAGCUCUCUACUUCUCUUACUCUCUCUAAUCUCUCUAAUCUCUACUCUCUACUCUAUCUAAUCUCUACCUUCCGUACUCUCUACUCUCUCUACUUCUCUACUCUCUCUCCUCUCUCUAAUCUCUACUCUACUCUCUCUAAUCUCUCUAAUCUCUACUCUCUCUAAUCUCUAUUUUCUAUACUCUCUCUACUCUCUCUAAUCUCUACUCUCUCUAAUCUAUAUUAUCUCUACUCUACUCUCUCUACUCUUUUCUCUAUCUCUAAUCUCUACUCUCUCUACUCUCGCUAAUCUCUACUCUCUACUCUACUCUCUCUAAUCUCUACUCUAAUCUCUAAUCUCUCAACUCUCUCUAUUCUCUACUCUCUAUACUCUCUACUCUAAUUUCUCUAAUCUCUACUCUCUCUACUCUACUCUCUCUACUCUAUACUCUACGCUCUACUCUCUACUCUCGCUACUCUCUCUAAUCUCUACUCUCUAUACUCUCUCUCCUCUCUAAUCUCUACUCUCUCUACUCUCUCUAAUCUCUACUCUCUCUAAUCCCCUGACUCUCUACUUUUCUCUAAUCUCUACUUCUUUCUACUCUCCUAAUCUUACUCUCUCAAUCUCUACUCUCUACUUCUCUAUCUCUCUCAUCUCUACUCUCUACUCUCUCUCCUCUCUCUAAUCUCUCUCUAACUCUCUCUAUCUCUCUCACUCUCUCUCUCUUCUCUAUUCUCUCUCUCCUCUCUCUAAUCUCUACUCUCUCUACUCUCUCUAAUCUCUAUUUUCUCUACUCUCUCUCUCUCUCUCUCUAAUCUCCUCUCUCUACUCUACUCUCUCAACUCUCUCUACUCUCUCUAAUCUCUCUACUAUCUACACUUCUACUCUCUAAUCUAUCUCUACUCUCUAAUCUCCUCUACUCUCUAAUCUCUCCUCUCUACUCUCUCUACUCUCUCUACUUGCUAUUCUCUACUCUCUACUCUCCCACUCUCUCUAAUCCUCUCUACUCUCUACUCUCUCUAAUCUCUACUCUCUCUACUCCCUCUAUCUCUACCCCUCUAUCCUACCUCUACUUCUCUACUCUCUCGCUCUACUCUCUACUCCUCUACUCACUCUAUCUCUCUACUCUACUCUCUCUAUCUACUCUCAAUCUCUACUCCUCUCUACUCUCUGCUCUCUACUGAUCCUCUAUCAUACUCUCUCUACUCCUCUCUCUCUCUCUCUCACUCUCUCUCCUCACUCCUACCUACUCUCUCUACUCUCUCUAAUCUCUACGCUACUCUCUCUACUCUCUAUCUCUAACUCUCCUCUCUAACUCUCUUUUACUAUCUAUCUCUCUACUCUCUCUCCUCUACCCACUCUCUCCUCUCUCCUCUACUCCCCUACUCUCUACUGUAUUACUCUACUCUCUACCUCUCUCUACUCUACUCUUCUCUAUCUCUAAUCUAUACUCUCUCUAACCCUUUCUUACUUACUCUCUAUACUACUCUCUCUACUCUCUCUCUCUAAUCUGCUCUCUAUACUUCUCUACUCUCCUUCUACUUCACUACUCUCUCUACCUCUACUCUCUCUACUCUCUCUCCUCUCUACUCCUCUCUAACUCUACUCCUCGCUACCUCCUCUAUCCUCUCUCUCGCUCUACUCUCUACUCUCUCUAUCCUCUCUUCCUCUCUCUCUAAACUCUCUAUCUCCUCUUACUCAUCUCCUCUCCUUCUACUCCUACUCUCUAUUCUCUCUAUCUAUACUCUCUCACUCCUCUAAUAUCUACUCUCUUUUAACUCUCUCUACUCUCUACUCUCUCCUACCCGUCUCCUCUCUCUUCUCUCUCUACUCUCUCUUUCUCUACUCUCUUCUAACUUACUCUUCCUCUCUACUCUCUCCUUCCUCUUUACUCUCUCUCCUCUCUCUAAUCUCUACUCUCCUCUUCUUUCUCUCUAUUACUCUCUACUCCUCCUACUCUCUCUACUUCCUCGCUCUCUCUAAUCUUCUAUCUCUCCUCUCUCUCUAAUACCUACUCUCUCUCUUCUACUACUCUCUCUAUCGCUAUUCUCUCUACUCCUCACUCUCCUCUUUACUCUACUCUCUUAAUCCUACUUUUACUCUCCUCUCUACUCUACCACUCUCUCUCUCUACUCGCUACCUCUCUAUCUCUACUUUUAUACUCUCUCUUCUCUACCUCAUUACCGUCUCUAAUCUCUCUUCUCUCUCCACUCUCUCUCCUCUCUCUAUUCUCUUCUCUCUCCUAAUCUCUCUCUAUACUCUCUCUAUCUCUCUCUCCCUAUUUCUCUCUACCUCUCUCUCUCCACUCUCUCUCUCUCUCUACUCUCUCUCUCUCUACUCUCUCCAUCUCUCUACCAUCCCUAUCUCCUCCUCUCUCUUCUCUAAUCUCCUAUCUCUACCCUACUCUCUCGAAUCCUCUAAUUCCCUCUCUCUACUUUUUCUACUCUGUUUAAUCUCUCUACUCUCUACUAUCUCUCUACUCUCUCUCCAUCCUUACCCAUUUCCCCUUCCCCUUGUUCCUUCUCUCUCUCAUUCUUAUUUUUCUCUCAGUGUCUCUUAUCAUCUUUGUCCCUUCUCCUGUUUAUCUCUUCUCCUUCCUCUGGUCUCCCUUCUCUCUCUCUUCCUCUAUACCUACCUCCUUCCCUAUCUCCCUCUCCCUCCCCUGGUCAACCCCUUGCUCUCUUCCCUCUACCCCCCUCCUUCCCUAGUCUCCCUCCUUCCCCUGGUCUCCCUCUCUUUUCCUCUGGUCUCCCUCUCUCUCUUCCCCUGGUCUCCCGGUCUCCCUCUCUCUCUACCUCUACCCCUUCCCCCUCCUCCUUCCCCUGGUCUCCCUGGUCCAUAGGGAAGGUUCAUCUCUCUAGUUUCCCUGGUCUAUAAGGAGGUGGAGGGUGAGAGAUUCUAUUCUAGGGUCUUCAUGGGACCUUAUAGAGUAGCAGCCGUACUACUGUAGGACAAUAGGUGGCUAUCAAUAAGACUAUCAUUAGAAAUCCCUCCACCACUGAUUCCAGCCCAUGUUGUUAACACCGUAUGUCAUUAGGCCAGUGUAAUAAUUGACAUUGAUUAGGAGAGCAGCCAUUGUUAGGCAUAUAAGAACUGAAUAUUUUAUUGUCCUAAAUAACCAAUAAGAUGGGAAGGGGUCUUGUGUGUGUGUGUGUGUGUGUGUGUGUGUGUGUGUAAGUGUGUGAGAUCUUCCUUCGUAUACAAGGGUAGUUCUAGACAUAGUAAAUGCAUGAGGGCUCAAAGGAGUGAGAGCUGUGACUGUCAGUGUUCAUUAGUUUGGGCACCUCUCUAUCUCUCUCUCUCCUUUCUCUCCUCUCUCUCUCCUCUCCCUCUCUCUCUCUCAUCUCUCUCUCUCCAUCUCUCUCCCCCUUCCCUAGUUCAGAAUACCUAAUAUAUGCUGCAGUGUUGGUCCCAUCCAGUUUUAUAUUUCUUCAUUUUAUAAAUAUAUUGAAAGAUUAAACAUAGUUACAUCACAGCAAUGGAGCGUCUCUAUAAAAUUCUGUGAUUUACGUAUUACUACCCUCUCUCUGACCAAUGCUUCAACUAAUUGUUUGUGUGUGUGUGUGUUUCAGGGCCAUUAUCAACCAUUUCAACCCCAAGAUUGAGUCGUACGCUGCAGUGAACCACAUCUCCCAGCUGUCUGAGGACCAGGUAAACAUGCCUCUUAUGAUGUCACCACAACCCCUUAUGAUGUCACCACAACCCCUUAUGAUGUCACAGCACACUCUAUUAUGAGUGUGCUGUGACAUAUAAUAUAACAUCUACUUACCUUGUGAAAUAAGGGAUAAAUAAAUAAAUGAGGUCACAACAUGCCUGCUUGUGAUAUCAUAAUGGCCCAACAGUGUUUAAAUUCAGACUGAGGCUCUUUAUGACAUCACAAUGGAACACAUCCCUUGAAACAGUGUUCGCAUUGCACCGGGAGAUGGGCUUUUAACCACACUCCAUCAAGCAGCAUUUAAUGAGAGGAGAGAAAAACAAAUGGACAGAAAAGGGCUGAGAGGAAAGAAAGGGAAAAGGUUUUGGAGUAUAUAUGCUUUAUUUACCAGCUGAUAAGCACAGUGAUGGAUUCUGUCAUUACACAGAGAUAGAGAGAGAAAUAUUCUGGCAUUACACACCCCAAUUACCUCUCAGCUGAUAUCUCCCAGAUUUAUUCCCAACAAGAAGAGAAUACGUUUAAAUGAAAUGACGUCAAUGCACAGUUUGACCUUUAGAUGAGAUUUGAAUUUCCCCAUUAGAAGUGACUGUAAUGUAAAGUUGUAGGUUGGCUGAGUCCCAAACGGUAAAAGUAGUGCACUACAUACGAAAUAGGGAGCCAUUUGGGACUCAAGCCGUAGUUUCCUUCCUCAUUAGAAGUGUGUGUAAAGUUUUCUCUCCAGACUGCCAGGUGAAGUUGUAUAGGUGUGGUGCUGCUGGCUGUAGUGGUACUGAACCCUUUACAGCCUUCUGACUGAGGGAAAUGGGCCGUGUAUACACGCACACACCACACACACACACACACACACACACACACACACACACACACACACACACACACACGGUUUGUUGGCACAGGAGUGUACAGGUGUGUUCAUUAGCCUUUGCUAGCCUGUCUGAUUGAGCCAGGUGGUACUGCAGUAGGGACAGCCUACAGAUGGUAACCUCACAGCUGACACACACACACACACACACACACUCACAAACAAACACAGACAGACAGACAGACACAGACAGACAGACACACACACAAACACACAGACACAAACACACUCACACACAGACUGUCAGCUUUAAUGGGGGUAUUUUCAUCCAUAUCGGGUGGACACACACACACACACACACACACACACAGACACACACACACAGACACUUUUGGUACUUAAAAGUGUACUUUUGGUCUCCUAAAAUGGUGGGACUAUGUACAAAAAGUGCUGUAAUUUCUAAACGGUUCACCCGAUAUGGAUGAAAAUACCCUCAAAUUAAAGCUGACAGUCUGCACUUAAAUCCAAAGUGCUGGAAUACAGAGCCAAAACAACAAAAAAUGUGUCACUGUCACAAUCCCUUUGGAGCCCCGAUAUGGAGAAUGGAUUGCCAUGAAGAAAAAAUUUUUCUAUCCCCUAUGAUCUUUUUUUAUCUGUCUCUCUCCUCUUAUCUCCUCUUUCUUUUCCUGCUCAAUCCUCGGGCUGCGCUGGGGGCGCGCGAGGCACUCCGCGGGGAGCGCACGGCGGCCGCUCUCCCUUCCCCUUCCUUUCUCUGCUCUCUAUAUCCCAUCCAACCCGCCACUUCUCUCUGCGAUCGAUCUUCUAUCUAUCAUCGAUCUAUCAUCUAUCUAUCUAUCUAUCGAUCUAUCAUCUAUCUUUUCUAUAUAUCUAUUAAUCAUCGAAUCUAUUCUAAUCUAUCUAAAUCUAUCUAUCUAUCUAUCUACCCUUUCCCCCCACUGGUAAAUUUUGAUAAACACAUGCUUCUUAUCUCCCUCCCUUCUCCAUAAGAGGAUGACAAACCAACACUCCAAAUUAAUCUCAGUGUUCUCGUUUAGGAGAAGAAGAGAAGGGGAGGGAAGGGUAUGAAAAUAGGGGAAAGGGGUUGAAAAAAUAGAGAGGAAAAAGAGGGAAAGAGAAGAGAUAAAAAUUUCCCUGGUGGAAACAAGGGCAAAGAAAAAACCAAAGCUCCCUGGGUUAAAUUUCAUUGGAAAGAAGGAAAAACAUUUUUCCGGGGUUUUUUUGGAAAUUUUGUUUGGAAAAAGUUUUGUGGGCGUCUCCUGGGUUAGAUUAAAAUUUUUCCUUUCUUUUUUUAAAUUUUUCCCCCCCCCCCCUCUCCCAAAGACCCGGGGAAACCUUCCGGGCCUGGGUAAAGGGGAAAAAGGGCAGGCCUAGCGGGAACCCCCCGGCCCCCGCACAAAAAGGGGGCCCGGGGAACCCGCCGGGAAAACCCCGCGGCCCCCCCCACCAAACCCCAUCACACGCGGCCCCACAAGGCCCCCCCCGCGCCAGCCCCCGGCGCACAAGGGAGGCCAACAAAGGGGCCCCCGCGCCCAACCCCAAACGACCCCCUGGCCGAUCAACCCCCUAGGGCCCAAAAUUUAGGUUUUCCCCAAAAAAGCCCCGGGUCCCGGGCCCCCCAAGGUACGGUAAGCUCUUUCUAGCCAAACCAUUUCCUCUCCCCCGGCCCCUAAUUGCCCUCAAAUUUCGGGCCCAUACCCCUGAAUUUUUCCAGCCUCUCGGGUCUUCAGCGCAUACAAAUUUUUCCCUUUUUCUCAUUUUCUUUCUACACUCUCAAAUCUUUCCCCUAUUUUCUCCCAAAAUUUUUCCUCAAAUCCCCUUUUCCCCAUAAGGGCUCCUAAAAGGUGGGGGUCUACCCUUAAAAACCUAAAGGAGGUUGAAAUUGGUAAAGAAAUGGGAAAAAACAGGGACCCUAAAGAUGAAAAGGAAAUUGGUUACUUCCCCAUCCUCAUCCCCCCCAAAAGGGGGGGGGGGCCAAACGGGGGGGGAAAAGGGAGGGAAGGGGAAAAAGCCCGGCGAAAAAAGGGCGCGGGGGGCCCCCCAAGGGGGGGAAAGGGGCCCCAACCCGGGGGGGGCGAGGAAAACGGGGGGGGAGGGGCCCCCCCAGGGGCCCCCCGGCGCGGCCCAGGGAGCCGAAAGCCGGGAGCCCGGAUGCAUGGGAAAACGGCCGCCAAAGGCGCCCCCAUCCCGCCGCCAGCAUACCAAGCCACCCUUUUUCCCCAAUCGGAGCACUUCCCAAACCCCACCACACCUUCUAACAAUCAAAUUCAAGCGUUAUGGCAUGAAAAAAACCCGUCAAUAUUGAAAACCCCCACAAAGCCCAAAAGGGCUUGAAACAUCGGGUCCCUCGAAAUUAUGGGGAUUUAUCUCUCCAGUUCUGACCCUAAGGGCGGGCAUCGAGAACGGUAAGGGGCCACUCCCCGUCUACCCUCAUAAAACUCCCCAAAGCAUGCACCAAAACAGAAAACCCCCAAAAACGUAAUCCCACCGCUACUGCUUUUAAAUUUGGCUCUCUGGUAUUCCCCCUACUUUCUCUCUCUCUUCAUCUCUCUCUCUCACACACAUAAUUACAUUAUUUCAAAAUGUCCCCUCCUCCCCCUCUAGGUAUUGGAGGUGGUUCGGUCCAACUAUGACACGUUGACCCUGAAGCUGCAGGAUGGUCUGGACCAGUUUGAGAGAUACUCUGAACAACCCAAGGAGGCUGCCUUCUUUAAAGAACUGGUGAGAAGGAACAGUGUAAACACACAGUCAGUACAUGGGACGUGA